GCAAGCGAAAACACUGACUUUUUCGUUUUCGACAGAGUAUAUUUUCGAUUUGACGUUCUUAUCUUUAGCGAGUUUUGCAUUUUACGGUGAUUCCUUUUGCAUUGCGGAUAGUGCGUAAAUAAAAACAUAAUUUUAAUAUGAAAGUUUGGUUUCUGUAGAAAUAGUGAAAUCCAAUCGAUUCAGGAAUAAUGAUUGGCCAAGUUAUUGUAAGCUUCGUGUCCAUCAAGUGUAACUGAUUCUAAAAUUAGAGUCGGCGCAUUUAGGAUUAAACAAUGCCGAAGGUGCCGUACAAGUCGUCGGAGCAACCCGCUCGAGACGACGAGGAUUACGAGAUCGUGUCGUUUGAGGACUUCUGCGACAAGUCCCCGGGAUCGAAAACCGAUUUAUUGACGUUGAACGACAACAUCAACUAUCGCAUUUGUUACGAGGGCGAGAAGCCCGUGAAAUUUGUGGAUGAUAAUGGUGGCACGUCCAGCAGAGACUUGGAGCAGCUGGAAACAUCCCUGAAUGGCUCUAAGGUCAGCUUCAAGGAGCGGUUGUCAAAUUUUGCGCCUUUCGGGAAAGCGUCGAAGACCGCGAGAGGGUCUCCGUUUAGUGGAGUUAUACCGAAGGCUCGGGCUGAAAGCGACUCUCCUAGGGAGCAUAGAUACCAACGCUUUUCAUCUCGACGCAACAUCUGCCAGCGCGUCUGCGACGGUCUUCCGUGCUAUGGCUCCGGGCUCAUAUUGGUGAUAAUAGUAUGCGCGCUGUGCGCAGGCGCAUGGUGGGCUGUGUGCGGCGCAGUGGGCGGCGCGUGGGGCGAGGAGCACUACAGACGAUUAUGGGAGCGAGCACAUCCGGACAACGUGAAGAAACCACCCACUCCAAUCACAUAUGAAAAGAUAUUGCCGGAAUUCCGCUACCAUGACCACAACAACCUGAGCACGAAAAACAAGCUAAACGCGACCGAACUAUCUAAAAAGAAGCCAGAUCUCUACAAGAAGGCGUAUACAGAGCGGCCGCCCGAGGUGAUGAGUGACAUCUGUGCACAGAUCCAGGAUAAUAUGAGGUUUGACUGUUUCCCGCAAGAUGGUGGUAAUGAGAAGGACUGUGUGCAAAGAGGUUGUUGCUGGCUCCCCGCGAAAACCAAAGGCGCCCCAUACUGCUACUACCCUCCGCAAUACGACACAUACCGUUUCGCGAACAUGACUGAAACUAAGCAUGGUGCCACAGCGUACUACCAGCGAAUGCGGCCUUCUGGCUACCCCGCCGACUUCGAAAUAGCCAGGAUGGACUUUAAAUACCUGUCUGAUGAUGUUCUUCAAAUUAAGAUCUAUGACGCCGAAAACAAGCGCUUCGAGCCUCCGUACCCCGAGAUGCCCAUGGUCCCCGAGCCCAUCUCCAACCUCAAGUACCGCGUGCAGAUUGAGAGCGCUACCGUUGGCUUUAAGGUCAUAAGGAAUUCUGAUAACGUCACCCUUAUAAACACUCAAGAUGUGGGCGGUCUCAUCCUAUCCGACAAAUUCCUCCAACUGUCGGCCAUUUUACCCUCUUCUCAAAUCUACGGCCUCGGCGAGCGACAGUCCCGGUUCAAACACGACAUGGACUGGAAGACGUACGCUAUGUUUAACUACGACGCCGCGCCUACUGAGAACACAAACUUGUACGGGACCCACCCCUUCUACUUGAACCUGGAGCCCAGCGGGAAUAGCCACGGCAUGCUUCUGCUCAACUCGUACGCCAUGGACGUGAUCCUCCAGCCAGCACCGGCUAUAACCUACCGAAGUACCGGCGGCGUGUUGAAUCUGUUCCUGUUGGCCGGCCCCUCCCCCGCGCAGGUGGCCGCGCAGUACACGGGGCUAGUCGGGCGGCCCGCCAUGCCGCCGUACUGGGCGCUCGGCUUCCACCUCUGCAAAUUCGUCUACGGCAGUUUGAACGUGACUAGAGACGUGUGGCAGAAGAAUAGAGAUGCUGGCAUUCCAUUUGAUGUCCAAUGGAACGAUCUGGAUUAUAUGAACAACUCAAACGACUUCACGUACGACAAGGUGAAAUACGCCGGUCUACCAGAAUUCGUCGACGAAUUGCAUAAAGACGGGAUGCACUACGUAGUGCUUAUAGAUCCCGGCGUGAGCGCGGGCGAGCCUCCCGGCGAGUACCCUCCCUUCGACCGCGGCGUGGCGCUGGACAUCUUCAUCAAGAAUUCUACUAAACAACCUUUCAUUGCAAAGACGUGGAACAAGAUAUCGACGGCAUAUCCAGACUUCACGCAUCCCAGCGCCACCGCUUAUUGGGUCGAGAUGAUGACUAGUUUACACAAGGAAGUACCUUUCGACGGAGCCUGGAUUGACAUGAACGAGCCAUCCAACAUGCUAUCCGGCCCCCUCCACGGCUCCUGCGCCCCAGAGGACCUCCCAUACAAGCCCCAUACAUCCGGCGCAGACGGUCUCCGCUCUAAGACCAUUUGUAUGGAUGCCCAACACUAUGCCGGCUCCCAUAGAGACUGGCACAACUUGUACGCGCUCACUGAAGCCGUCGCCACGGACUUCGCGCUAACAGAGAUCCGUGGUAAGCGUCCCUUCAUCAUCUCCCGCUCCACCUUCGUGGGUUCCGGACGCUACGCGGGUCACUGGAGCGGCGACGUGUUCAGCGAAUGGCACGACAUGGCCAUGUCCAUACCCGAAAUCCUAAGCUUCAGCCUGUUCGGCAUACCAAUGAUGGGCGCCGAUAUCUGCGGUUUCAACGGCGACACCACUGUUGAGUUAUGCAAGCGAUGGAUGCAGCUAGGGGCCUUCUAUCCCUUCUCACGGAACCACAACUCUGAUCGAUCCAUCCCCCAAGAUCCAGUCAGCUUGGGCCCGGAGGUGGUGGAGGCGAGCAAGCAAGCAUUGCGCACGCGCUACCGCCUGCUGCCGUACUACUACACGUUAUUCUGGCGCGCUCACGUGGCCGGGGAAACUGUCGCUAGACCGCUCUUCUUCGAAACACCCGAAAACCCAGUGACCCACGACAUCGACGCCCAAUUCCUCAUAGGCCCGUACAUCAUGAUAUCGCCCAUACUAGAGCAGGGCGCCAGGACCACCCGCGCCUAUUUCCCCGGCGCCUGGUACAACCUGCAGGAUGGCACAACGCUGGCACGUGAUCAGUGGAACAACUUAGAUGAGAACCAGACGGUCGCUGUCCGGGGCGGUGGUAUAAUCCCACUCCAAGAGCCGCCACCGGGUGCGGUGAGCACGCCGCGCGCGCGCUCGAUGCCGCUGCAGCUGCUGGCCGCGCCGGCCGCGAGGCGGGCUGCGGGCCGGCUCUACUGGGACCAUGGAGAUACCCUGAGUGAGUAGCAAGAGCCGCCACCGGGUGCGGUGAGCACGCCGCGCGCGCGCUCGAUGCCGCUGCAGCUGCUGGCCGCGCCGGCCGCGAGGCGGGCUGCGGGCCGGCUCUACUGGGACCAUGGAGAUACCCUGAGUGAGUAGCAAGAGCCGCCACCGGGUGCGGUGAGCACGCCGCGCGCGCGCUCGAUGCCGCUGCAGCUGCUGGCCGCGCCGGCCGCGAGGCGGGCUGCGGGCCGGCUCUACUGGGACCAUGGAGAUACCCUGAGUGAGUAGCAAGAGCCGCCACCGGGUGCGGUGAGCACGCCGCGCGCGCGCUCGAUGCCGCUGCAGCUGCUGGCCGCGCCGGCCGCGAGGCGGGCUGCGGGCCGGCUCUACUGGGACCAUGGAGAUACCCUGAGUGAGUAGCAAGAGCCGCCACCGGGUGCGGUGAGCACGCCGCGCGCGCGCUCGAUGCCGCUGCAGCUGCUGGCCGCGCCGGCCGCGAGGCGGGCUGCGGGCCGGCUCUACUGGGACCAUGGAGAUACCCUGAGUGAGUAGCAAGAGCCGCCACCGGGUGCGGUGAGCACGCCGCGCGCGCGCUCGAUGCCGCUGCAGCUGCUGGCCGCGCCGGCCGCGAGGCGGGCUGCGGGCCGGCUCUACUGGGACCAUGGAGAUACCCUGAGUGAGUAGCAAGAGCCGCCACCGGGUGCGGUGAGCACGCCGCGCGCGCGCUCGAUGCCGCUGCAGCUGCUGGCCGCGCCGGCCGCGAGGCGGGCUGCGGGCCGGCUCUACUGGGACCAUGGAGAUACCCUGAGUGAGUAGCAAGAGCCGCCACCGGGUGCGGUGAGCACGCCGCGCGCGCGCUCGAUGCCGCUGCAGCUGCUGGCCGCGCCGGCCGCGAGGCGGGCUGCGGGCCGGCUCUACUGGGACCAUGGAGAUACCCUGAGUGAGUAGCAAGAGCCGCCACCGGGUGCGGUGAGCACGCCGCGCGCGCGCUCGAUGCCGCUGCAGCUGCUGGCCGCGCCGGCCGCGAGGCGGGCUGCGGGCCGGCUCUACUGGGACCAUGGAGAUACCCUGAGUGAGUAGCAAGAGCCGCCACCGGGUGCGGUGAGCACGCCGCGCGCGCGCUCGAUGCCGCUGCAGCUGCUGGCCGCGCCGGCCGCGAGGCGGGCUGCGGGCCGGCUCUACUGGGACCAUGGAGAUACCCUGAGUGAGUAGCAAGAGCCGCCACCGGGUGCGGUGAGCACGCCGCGCGCGCGCUCGAUGCCGCUGCAGCUGCUGGCCGCGCCGGCCGCGAGGCGGGCUGCGGGCCGGCUCUACUGGGACCAUGGAGAUACCCUGAGUGAGUAGCAAGAGCCGCCACCGGGUGCGGUGAGCACGCCGCGCGCGCGCUCGAUGCCGCUGCAGCUGCUGGCCGCGCCGGCCGCGAGGCGGGCUGCGGGCCGGCUCUACUGGGACCAUGGAGAUACCCUGAGUGAGUAGCAAGAGCCGCCACCGGGUGCGGUGAGCACGCCGCGCGCGCGCUCGAUGCCGCUGCAGCUGCUGGCCGCGCCGGCCGCGAGGCGGGCUGCGGGCCGGCUCUACUGGGACCAUGGAGAUACCCUGAGUGAGUAGCAAGAGCCGCCACCGGGUGCGGUGAGCACGCCGCGCGCGCGCUCGAUGCCGCUGCAGCUGCUGGCCGCGCCGGCCGCGAGGCGGGCUGCGGGCCGGCUCUACUGGGACCAUGGAGAUACCCUGAGUGAGUAGCAAGAGCCGCCACCGGGUGCGGUGAGCACGCCGCGCGCGCGCUCGAUGCCGCUGCAGCUGCUGGCCGCGCCGGCCGCGAGGCGGGCUGCGGGCCGGCUCUACUGGGACCAUGGAGAUACCCUGAGUGAGUAGCAAGAGCCGCCACCGGGUGCGGUGAGCACGCCGCGCGCGCGCUCGAUGCCGCUGCAGCUGCUGGCCGCGCCGGCCGCGAGGCGGGCUGCGGGCCGGCUCUACUGGGACCAUGGAGAUACCCUGAGUGAGUAGCAAGAGCCGCCACCGGGUGCGGUGAGCACGCCGCGCGCGCGCUCGAUGCCGCUGCAGCUGCUGGCCGCGCCGGCCGCGAGGCGGGCUGCGGGCCGGCUCUACUGGGACCAUGGAGAUACCCUGAGUGAGUAGCAAGAGCCGCCACCGGGUGCGGUGAGCACGCCGCGCGCGCGCUCGAUGCCGCUGCAGCUGCUGGCCGCGCCGGCCGCGAGGCGGGCUGCGGGCCGGCUCUACUGGGACCAUGGAGAUACCCUGAGUGAGUAGCAAGAGCCGCCACCGGGUGCGGUGAGCACGCCGCGCGCGCGCUCGAUGCCGCUGCAGCUGCUGGCCGCGCCGGCCGCGAGGCGGGCUGCGGGCCGGCUCUACUGGGACCAUGGAGAUACCCUGAGUGAGUAGCAAGAGCCGCCACCGGGUGCGGUGAGCACGCCGCGCGCGCGCUCGAUGCCGCUGCAGCUGCUGGCCGCGCCGGCCGCGAGGCGGGCUGCGGGCCGGCUCUACUGGGACCAUGGAGAUACCCUGAGUGAGUAGCAAGAGCCGCCACCGGGUGCGGUGAGCACGCCGCGCGCGCGCUCGAUGCCGCUGCAGCUGCUGGCCGCGCCGGCCGCGAGGCGGGCUGCGGGCCGGCUCUACUGGGACCAUGGAGAUACCCUGAGUGAGUAGCAAGAGCCGCCACCGGGUGCGGUGAGCACGCCGCGCGCGCGCUCGAUGCCGCUGCAGCUGCUGGCCGCGCCGGCCGCGAGGCGGGCUGCGGGCCGGCUCUACUGGGACCAUGGAGAUACCCUGAGUGAGUAGCAAGAGCCGCCACCGGGUGCGGUGAGCACGCCGCGCGCGCGCUCGAUGCCGCUGCAGCUGCUGGCCGCGCCGGCCGCGAGGCGGGCUGCGGGCCGGCUCUACUGGGACCAUGGAGAUACCCUGAGUGAGUAGCAAGAGCCGCCACCGGGUGCGGUGAGCACGCCGCGCGCGCGCUCGAUGCCGCUGCAGCUGCUGGCCGCGCCGGCCGCGAGGCGGGCUGCGGGCCGGCUCUACUGGGACCAUGGAGAUACCCUGAACAGCUACGAAGAAAAGCAAUACAGCCACAUAGAAUUCCUGCUCACCUACACCGAACUGAAAAGCGAAGUCCACUGGUGGGGCUACGGGGUCCCUCCCGUCAACAAGGUCACUCUACUCGGCCAAGAAUUACCCGUACAAACCGUCUCUAUAAAUAAUUCGCCGUGCGUCAAACCUUGCCAGUUCACCUAUAACCCGAAGAAUAAGGUACUGGAGAUAUUCAAUAUGACGCUGGCUUUGGAUAAACCGUUCAGUAUUAAAUGGACGUUCAAGCUUAUGUUUACGCCGUAUGUCAAUAGGGUAGAGAAAGUUAGGAAUGAUACUAGGGUUUGAACGAAAAUUAAUUUGUCGUGGGUUUUGUGGAUCAGCUGUCUAUUAAAGACACAGAUAUAAAUAUACCAUAGAUGACGCAAAUGCAUCUACUUCGCGUGUCUGAACCCCGACCAAGCGUCGAGGUUGACCGUCGCUCUUGACAGCCCAUGCGCGUCAGUUGCUGCAGCCGGACGUCCGUGAAAACUUAAAAAAUGCUUCGUUGCGUGAUAAUUAACUGGAACAGCCCAAAAAUUGCGAGCACCCAAAGGCAAGGACAUAUUUCCUAUCACAUUUAAGUAAUUGUAAUGCGUAAAUUUUGUAUGGAAAAGUCGGCACGCUUGGUUUCAAUACAAAUCGUAAUAUUUGCGUCAUCUAGCGUAUAUAUUAAAUUUGUGAUUAAAGAUAUAGAUUAGUACAUGCUAUAAACAACUCUGCAUGUUUUUAAUACAGUUCAUAAUUGAAUGAGAAUAUUGCCAAUGUGGUGUCGCUCGUCAACAAAGUUACUCUAUUUGACCAAGAGUUCCCGAAAAAGCGCAUGUUGCGACUAUACACGUUUUUAAUAAAGUCCAAAAUCAAAUGAAAAUCUGCCAAUAUCGGGUGCGUCAACAAGGUCACUCUACCUAGCCAAGAGUUAUUCAGAUGAUACGCUGGUUUGAGGAGAAUAAAUAAAUCUGGGUUGAAGUCCCUUUUAAAUGUCAAAAGCGCGUUCUAAAUACGACUAUAUAUGUUUGGUGGUAAAGAUCAAAAUCAAAUGGAAAUCAUGGCAAUGCGGUGUAUUUAGUCGUUGUAUUGUGGGUUGCCCUAAAUGUCUACCAAAGGAGCACAUACUAAAAACGAUUGUGUAGGUUUAUUUAUAAGGUUCAAAAUCAAACGAGAAUAGUGGCGUUUAAUUAAAAAGAUCUUGAAUUUAGAGAGCCAGUGGGUUUCCUAAGGUUAUAGCUCUAACAAAGUUCAAAAUGAAAUAAGAUAAUUAGUGGUAAAAUAUUAUUCAACCACGCCCUUUUAUGGCGCCGGCCACCCAGUUUUUUCUAUCACCUUGAAUAAAGUUAAAAAUCAAUCUUUUAACAUGCAGAUACGUCUGCGAGAUAUAAAAGAUUGUUUUUUUUUUUAGAUUUGUCCUGCCGGAAGUGUAACUUUUUCCAUUUUUUCCUUUAAUAUAAAAUUUAAAGUUGAAAAUGCCUAAUGGAGGUGCCGGCAAAAAUAAUGGGUAUCUUGAUUUACCCUAUAUCAUGUUGGUGAAAACUUUGUGUGUUUAUCACAUAAUUAAGAAACACGUAAUUGACGUAGAUGAAAGGUUCAAUAUUGCAUUUUAUGCAUUUCGUAAGUUAAACGUAAAAUUAAAAAAAAUACUAUGUAUUCCUUACCGAGUCCCUUGUGUGUAGGAUACAUUUUAAAGUAGAAUUUAUAAGGUACAAGUCAUAAGCAAUGUUUUUGAAGUUAUUAAUAUAAAAAGAUUUUUAAAAUUAUAGAAAAUAGAAGAUAAGCUAUAGUUUAUCAAAAAGAACACUUUGCUCUAAGAACGAAUUAAAUUAUUUUCUAUGAAAAUAUUUUAAUUUGUGUUUUUUCAAGUAGACACACUACUAUUUCAGUUUAAGAACACUUUGGUUACAAUAAAUGGCUAUAUGCACGACAAUGGCGCCGCUCAAUGUCAAUUGUACCUAUAAAGCUCUUUUCCCCACUAUUAUGAAAGUCUAAACUCCUAAAAGUACUCAAAACCAGCUCUAAAAAUCCCAAGUAAGGACGCUAUGCACGAUAAUUUCGUACAUAUUACAUCCCGUCAUAUCCUAUCUCUAUCGCACGCGCAUAACUAUAUGGCUGUCACGCUCGCCUAGUGGCAUUGACCGCUGCCAUCAUGGGCGGGAGUCCAGUGUUGCCAGGCGUACGAUAAUUAUCGUACAUGUACGAUAAUUUGGGCUCCGAUACGAUGUACGUUCCAAAGAGCAAAAAGUACGAUAAUUUCAGCCCUUGGACGGUGCCACCCAAAAAGUCUAGUAUUUGAAGCAAAAUAUGACUGUUUCUCGCAGAAAUAGGCUACAAUUAGCACCUUUCGGGGGCCGGCUCCUUAGCGUAAAUCAAAAAAAUUUAGUGUUAAUUUUAGUAUGUAAAUUCUGUUGGUGAUCCUAAUAAACAAAUAAACAAAAAUGUUGAAAUUUCCUGUAUAGUUUGGAUUUAUGACAAAAAUACACAAAUAUAAAACUGUUUUUGUAGUUUUUACGCAAGUUUGACGAAAAUUGCGUUUUAUUUGAUUAUAGUAUAGUAUACUCGUAUUGGGCAUGUAAGCCUAUUGUGCAAGAAAUUUUAGGGGUAGUGCCUAUUUGAUAGGCGUUCGUAAUUUUUUUUCAUCGGUACAGUUUUUUUUUAUUUUAUUUUUAUUCGUAAACACAGACAAUAGACAUACAUUAAAAGAACAUAGUGAAAAUAAAGCGUCACGAAAUGGCCCCAUCUCAGCAUGCUGUUGGCGACUUCCAGCGCUGAUCUUCCGAUGAGACCAUCAAGUGAGUUUGAUUUUGACACUCAAAUACGACAAUUCUCUUCCGCUCACCUGGCAACAUUGGGUGUGACAGCAAUAUAAUUAUGAGCGUGCGAUAGAGAUUUGAAAUGGCGGGUGAAUGUACGAAAUUAUUCGUAGCAUCCUCACUUUACAAACCGCCAUUUUAGUAUCUGAGGGUCUCCCGCGAUAAUCGAAAUUUCGUUAUCUGCCUCUCUAUAACUCGAAUAUGUUAUAUGCAAGUGAUAGAGAGGCAGAUAACAAAAUUUCGAUUUACGCGGUAGGCCCUACGGUAUAUAAAAACCGGACAAGUGCGAGUCGGACUCGCCCACCGAAGGUUCCGUACUUUUUAGUAGGUAUUUGUUGUUUUAGUGGCAACAGCAACACAUCUGUGAAAAUUUCAGCUGCCUAGCUAUCACGGUUCGUGAGAUACAGCCUGGUGACAGACGGACAGCUGAGUCUUAGUAAUAGGGUUCAGUUUUUACCCUUUGGGUACGGAACCCUAAAAACAGAGCUUAAUAUAUGUGCUCAUUGAAAAGUGCAUCGAAUGGCCAUCCUGUAGAUAUACAAAUAAAUUGUAAGUUUUAACCUAUUGCAGUUUAAAUGGUGUGUGAAAGUGUUAAAGAGUGUUAAAUAUCCCGUUUAUUUUAUCGGUUUAUAUUAAAUAACUAUAAGUUUUGAAUUGAAAACAAUAAAAAACCCGGUGCUUGUCAUAUGUUUAAUUAGUAUUCGCCGUCAGAUUCAUGUAUAUAUUUGUACAAUCAUCAUCAUCUUCCUCGCGUUAUCCCGACCUUUAUGCCACGGCUCAUGAGAGCCUGGGGUCCGCUUGGCAACUAAUCCCGAGAAUUAACGUAGCCACUAGUUUUUACCUUCCAACCCAGAGGGUAAACUAGGCCUUAUUGGGAUUAGUCCGGUUUCCUCACGAUGUUUUCCUUCACCGAAAAGCGACUGGUAAAUAUCAAAUGAUAUUUCGUACAUAAGUUUCGAAAAACUCAUUGGUACGAGCCGGUGUUUGAACCCGCGACCUCCUGAUUGAAAGUCGCACGCUCUUACCGCUAGGCCACCAGCGCACAUAUUUGUACAAUCAUGCAAAAAUAAUAAUAUCUGGAAUGGAUCUUUAACCUCCUAAGGCUCACCUACGAGUAUAGUUCUGACCUAUAGUAGGGUAGGGUGGUCUAAGACUGCGCACAGGUUUGGGGUGGGAUAAAUUAAAAACAAACUGUAAUAAAUGCAGUUGGCGUGCAGUUAGUUCCCAUCCAAAUUGCAGUCGGUUUGCAGUCCUGCUGUAUCGGCCCUAAGGCUCACCGCCGAUGAAAUUUAAUGUUCAAUUGGAACAGUUGCAUUUCUUUUGUUUCGUUCCAUUUUAAAACAAAACAAAAUCAUUAUUAUUCACAACGACAGGACUUAAUCGCGUAACAUAAGUUUUAAAUUUACCUCCGACGUUUCGAGGACGGCGUUGUCCCCGUGGUCCAGUCGUUGUGAAUAAUGAGUAAAAAUCGUGAAAGUUUAAAUCAGUGUAAAACAAAAUCAACAAAUUUUUUUUUAUGUUUCUUAGUCAAACGGAAGGUUGUAUAAUAUAUCUAGUCAUAAGAUAAUUAGAAGUAGGUAGAUAAUAAAAAUUACUUUACAUGUUUUUUAUACUUACGUGUUAUUACAAAAAAGAGUUUUAGAUUGCCACUACCAAGUAUUUUGAAUUGUAUCCAUACUAAUAUUAUAAAUGCGAAAGUGUGUGUGCCUGACGGAUUUAGGUUAAAGGAGGGUGGGCUAAUUGGCCAUUUGACCAAUAAGGGUAAGCAGUAUGUCACCGGAUAGGUUAUUCUAAGUUGUAAAACUUUUACUAUGGUAGUCACAAAUUUUUGUGUGAAAAAUGUUAUUGCCGCAAAAGUUGUGUUGAAACGUGAUUAUAUAGUUUUUUUCGAUACUAAGUUCCUGUGUCGCAGAUCAUGAAGGUUUUUUUUUUAUUUUCGAUGAUUUCGUGUCAUGAUAUUUUAGUUUUUUAUUCGUUUUCCUAUGUUUUUUUGUCAUAUUUUUUUAACAGAUUUGACAAGUCGCCGUACAAAAAAAAAGGAGUAUAUUAAAAAACCUUUCCGAUGUUCAUACAAUUCUGCCAUCCUCCCUUGGCAUAGAGAUUAAGUCCCGGGGAAGGACAUAGAAUGGUUUAUAUGUCGGAAGUUAUCCCUAAAGACGGUGAAAAGGGGGGUGGAAAUGAUAAAAUUAAUGAAUUGCCUGUUAAUUGCUGUUAGCAAUUAAGCAUAUUAUGCUCAAAAUUAUUGCCAUUACAUUUUAUCCAGGCGCUAUGCUUACUCUAACUGCUGGAACUAAUUCCACGCAGACGAAGUCGCGGGCAAAAGCUAGUGAAUAUACGGUUUUGAAUCGAAACAUGAAACAGUUUUAAAGCUCAGAGCACACUGGCUGUGCGUACACGUGCAUGUGGGAGCGUGAGCUAAAAUGUUGGAGCCGUGCACGCACACGUCAAGCGGUGUGCUGUCUAAAGUAUCAGUAUAUUACAACGCGCAUCCGGUGUGCACAGGCCUUAAAACAAAAUCCAGUUGAUUAAAUGUAGUUCUUAUAUUUUUCCUGUAAGCUAGUCAUUUUAUUGACAAAGACACGUGUCAUUAGAAUUUCAACCUUAGCACUUUGAUUCAAUGAUGCUUUGAUUUGAGUGAAACGGCAAAAGCUAAAUAUACAAAUUGAACUUUCACGUCAAGUCUUAAUUGAAUCUGACAUUUUAGUAACAUAACUUUUUCAUUAAAAUCCUAAAUAUUUUUUGUUUGAAAUAAAUCAGUAGCAGUACCUAUUACAUAGCCUACCCAAAUCAAUGUAUAGAUAUCGCACAAAAAGGCCACGCACAAAAUACGUCGUGUAUUAUCGUGUAAAAAUAUGAAAGUUAUGUUAUAAUAUAAUCAACAUAUCUCGUAUAAUCGUGUUUUGUGAUAUAGAAACGGCCAUGCUGAAGUUUUGGGGCCAUCUCACACUAGCGUCUCCCGCGUCGGCCUCUAGUCAUCUCUAUGACGCAACGUUGGCGCAACUGCGCAGCGACGCCACUUUCCAUAGCGGUAACUAGACGCCGACGCUCCAGACGCUAGUGUGGUGUGGCCCCGGUCUCAUACCCGUAUGAAUGUGAUAUAAACUAACCCGUAGUGAUAUAAUUAUAGUCAAAUUAUGUUUUCAUCAUGCCAAAGCGAUCGUUUAUACAAUUUAAUUGUUGUUAAUUGUAAGAUUGCACUUAAAUAAACAUGAUAAUGCACCG
Cydia strobilella is the source of this 12391-nucleotide messenger RNA. RefSeq names its product raf homolog serine/threonine-protein kinase Raf. NCBI's taxonomy places the organism in Eukaryota, Metazoa, Arthropoda, Insecta, Lepidoptera, Tortricidae. Gene Ontology annotation, molecular function: ATP binding; alpha-1,4-glucosidase activity; carbohydrate binding. Gene Ontology annotation, cellular component: cytoplasm. The transcript is spliced from 21 exons. The coding region runs from base 273 to 3314 and encodes 1013 amino acids. Gene Ontology annotation, biological process: protein phosphorylation; Ras protein signal transduction; carbohydrate metabolic process. The record is from RefSeq and is a predicted model, not a curated record.